AUGUCCACUGAGAAAGAAAACCUUUGGAACGAAAAUGUCAAAGCAGCUGAAAUUGUUCAGGUCUCCGAGACUUCCGAGUUAAGUUCGGCAUCGCCUCAUGCCGUAAAUGCCGCCGAAGAAGGCGUUUUACACAAUGAUAGAACAAGGUUGAAGCAAGGGUUGAAAGAGCGUCACAUUAGAAUGUUAACGCUUGUAGGUGUCUUUGGAACGGGUUUGUUUCUCUCGUCAGGAGGGACGCUAAAAAAGGCUGGACCUGCCGGUAUGUUCUUGGCUUACGUUGUGGUUGGAAUUGUGGUGGGUUGCAACCAAAUUGCAAUUGCCGAGGUUGCUUCGUUUAUGCCGGCUACUGGAGCCACCAUCAGACACGCAGAACAGUUCAUUGACGAGUCAGUGGGCUUUACCUUUGGAUGGAUAUCCACGUAUUCAUCUUUGAUGCCUGGUGAGCUCUCUGCUACAGCGGUUGUGAUGCGCUUUUGGACUGAUAUCAACCCGGCAGUUUGGAUCUCGAUAUUUGGAGUUUUAUUUGUCCUUACCAACAUAUACACCAUCAGAUUCUACGGCGAGGUUGAAUAUGUCUUUGGUUGGAUGAAGGUUUGUUUGAUUGUAAUUUUGAUUGUCACGGGACUAGUCAUAGAUCUUGGCGGUACGGAGCAAGAAAGGCUAGGAUUUCGUUACUGGAGGGACCCAGGGCCCUUUGCAGAAUACAUUGUUGAGGGAAACAUUGGAAAAUUUGUGGGUUUCUGGUCAGCCCUCUCGUCCGUCGUAUACUCGUACUCUGGUAUUCAAAACAUUGCUAUUCUAGCUGGUGAAACCAAAAACAGCAGACAUGCAAUUUUUCAUGGAGCGAGGAACGUCUUUGUGCGUAUCAUCGUCCUUUACCUUGUAGCUGUUCUCAUUUUGACUUUGAUUGUACCAUACAACGAUGAGUUAAUUGCAACUGGUACUGGUACUGCCAAAUCGAGCCCAUUUGUUAUCGCUAUUCAACGAGCCAACAUCAAGGUUUUGCCCCACAUCAUCAAUGCUAUAAUUCUAACUUCGGCCUGGUCCGCAGGAAACUUGGCCAUUGUCGAGGGAUCUAGAAAUCUUUUUGCUCUAGCAUCAAAAAACCAAGCUCCAAAAAUAUUUCUCACCACAAACAAGAGAGGCAUUCCUUAUGUUGGAAUUGCCUUUAUUUCUGCAUUCCUUCCGUUGUCAUAUAUGUCUGUUUCGAGCUCCUCCGCGAAUGUGUUCAGUUGGUUUCAAGAGCUUGUGUCGUCAAACACACUUUUACGCUGGAUUUUGAUAUCUGCGAACCACAUUCACAUGGACAGAGCCCUAAAGGCACAAGGUUACAGUCGGUCAGAUUUGCCAUACUCUACUAGACUUGCACCAUUUGCAGCGUGGUUUUCUGGCAUCAUGUCCUUAUUAUUUCUAUUGACAGGAGGAUUUUACAACUUCAUUCAUGGUCAUUUUAACAUUGAAUCAUUCUUCACCAGAUACUUUAUUAUCCCACUCGCAAUCGGUCUCUUUACAUUUUGGAAACUGUUCAAAAAGACCAGGUAUCUUCGCCCAACAGAAGUCGACCUGGAAUCGAUUUUUGAAGAUAUUCGCCAAAAUCCCGAGACCAUUUCUACCGCGUCCAGAUCUUGGUGGAAAAAAAUUGUUUGA
Molecule: messenger RNA, 1647 nt
Organism: Lachancea meyersii CBS 8951
Lineage: Eukaryota; Fungi; Ascomycota; Saccharomycetes; Saccharomycetales; Saccharomycetaceae
Source: the annotation of a GenBank genome assembly